AUGGGUGUCCCUACAGCUUCCAAAGAUGCUACUCAGAUGAGUCCGCUCAGCCUGUACUCGCGAUUUGCUUUUGCAGGCGCGGUCUGUUGUGCAGUCACCCACGGCGCGGCUACUCCUCUUGAUGUCGUCAAGACUCGCAUCCAGUUGGACCCCGUUACCUACAACCGAGGCAUGCUAGGUGGCUUCCGCCAGGUCAUCCAGAAUGAGGGUGCCGGUGCCCUCCUGACAGGAUUCGGUCCCACCGCCGCCGGAUAUUUCCUCCAAGGAGCGUUCAAAUUCGGAGGUUAUGAAUUCUUCAAGCAGCAGUCUAUCAAUGCUCUCGGCUACGAGACUGCGAAGAACAACCGUACCGCGGUGUACCUUGCCUCCGCCGGCGCGGCCGAAUUCUUUGCGGAUAUCGCCCUGUGCCCCCUGGAGGCCACUCGUAUCCGCCUGGUCUCUCAGCCAACAUUUGCAAGCGGUCUGAUUCCUGCCAUGGGCUGCAUUAUGAGCCAAGAGGGAAUAGGUGCUUUCUACUCCGGCUUUGGGCCGAUUCUGUUCAAGCAGGUCCCAUACACUAUGGCAAAGUUCGUCGUCUUCGAAAAGGUGUCUGAAGCCAUUUUGGCCAAGGUCAACAAGGAGACACUCACCGAUGGUGCCAAGACCGGUAUCAACCUUGGCUCGGGUCUUGUAGCCGGUCUUGCUGCUGCUGUUAUCUCCCAGCCUGCUGAUACCAUGCUUUCCAAAAUCAACAAGACCCAAGGUGCUCCAGGUGAGGGUACCGUCAGCCGUUUGAUUAAAAUUGGAAAAGAGCUUGGCAUCCGUGGCUCUUACGGUGGCAUUGGUGCUCGUCUGUUCAUGGUUGGCUCCAUCACCGCUGGUCAGUUUGCCAUAUAUGGUGACAUUAAACGUGUUCUUGGUGCUACCGGUGGUGUUGAGAUUUCCAAAUAG
Molecule: messenger RNA, 930 nt
Organism: Penicillium olsonii
Lineage: Eukaryota; Fungi; Ascomycota; Eurotiomycetes; Eurotiales; Aspergillaceae
Source: the annotation of a GenBank genome assembly